AGUGAACCGUACGAGCUGCUGCGGCAAUUUAACGGGUUCAUUUGCCGCAUCGAAAUCAUCGUUGUCGAACCGGCCAUCGUCGUAGCUAGUGCCUUCCGGUUGAAGUUCGUCUCCGUCAGCGAGUAGUGGCGCAGUUUCGAGUUCAAGCCAACGCUAUCGCUGCCAUAGUUGCUGCGAAUGUAGUGCUGAAAGUGAUACAAUUGCUGGGUGUUUUGCUGCUGCUGCUGCUCGGCGGUCAUCUCACCCGGCCAGAGGGAGAGCGAAGAUGCGAUCGAAUGUAUCCCGUCCGAUAGUCGAUGACGUCGCGAUGUUGCGAUGGUAUACCGCUUCGCGGGUGGCGGCCCCAUCUGAAAAGUUGAUAAGCAAGAAAAACAAAAAAUCGAAUAGAACGUGGUGAAUGUCGGGCGUAACGCUCGAAGCUUUUGACUGUUCGGGAGUUGUGAUUAUAGGUUAUGUUUCGUUUUGGAAACGUUAUCAGUCAUGCAGAAAAACAGGAUUUGCUGUCAUACGUCAAGCAAUAUUUCAUAGAGAACAUAUUUUGCCUGGCAAAGUUUGUCAAAUCCUAUGGCGUUACGGAGCACCGUGUAGACUAUAUCAAAACCGCUGACGGUCAUGAAUACGAUUAUCAUUACCACGACGGUACAGCGGCACGAUUUGAAAAGAGCAAACUUCACUACCUUCAGCAGCAGGAACAACAAGAACACCAACAGCGGCGGCAGGAGUUACUUCUAGCCAAGCAGCCCUAUAAGUUACUGUACAAGCAACCCUACAAGCAGCCUUCGAGCAAUAAGUACUUUGGUGUAGGCUUCGAACAGCUUCUCACGCACCGGAAAUUUUCACCUGUCGGCACACCUUCCUCUGGCUAUCCCACCUUCAAGCAGCAGAAUUCGAUACCGAUAUUCGAGAGUCACGAAAGGGUUGGCAUACGUACCUACCCGUACCUCGAUGAUGACGAUGGCAGCGACUAUGACGACAACACCAGCCGACGAAAGCCUUCGCUGACGAAAAACUUCAUUCCCCAUUCAACUGGUUCAUACCGGAAACCAUCGAACCCCCCUCAGUACAGUAACUACGAGAGCGAGCCAUCGGGAUCGGUGUCAGCGGCAGAAUCUGAGGAAUCCGUAAACUCACCACCAGCGCCAGUUAGACCUUUAAAAACUAGUCAUACGUCUUCAGUGGGAGGCGGCUUUAACAGCAAUUUUCUAUUGAACGUUCCCAACAUCUAUUACAUCCCAAGCGGCUACACGUACUUUAACACCCACACAUCGACUCCGAAGAACAAGCUUACCCAAGAACUGUACCUGUCUCCGACGGAAGCCCCCUCAACGCGCCGCCCGUAUGUUGCACCAUCCUUAACGACGCCAUCUCCCACCUCCAAACGGACAACAAAAGCGCCCCGAAGACCUUACAUUGCACCGAUUCUGGCGACCACCAAGCGACCGUACAUCGCACUCUCGAUUGGAAGACCGAUCCCGGUGAACAGAGGCACCACGAGAAAACCUACUCAGUCCAGUAUUAGUCAAAGCCAACAGCAGCAGCAGCAGCAACAACAACAACAACAACAACUCUUCAACGGUGCCAGCCGGUUUCGCUACACAACCGGCAGGCCAGCAGCGACCACCAGCGAACGGACGCAACCGAGCAAACUGUACGAGCCGGAGUUUGACAUCGACAUCCGGAUCGAUCUGUCUUCGGAUUCGUCCUGAUUCGGCUUGAAACGGGACGAGACGUGACAUUCGCACACACAAAAAAAAAAAUCUAGCGCAAUUUCUUUUAUUUAAUUGAAACUAAUGACGGAAAAUAAAGACGAAUCUAAAUAGAUAAAAGUUGGUGACGAUGGCAAGUGAAAAAG
Wyeomyia smithii (pitcher-plant mosquito) is the source of this 1852-nucleotide messenger RNA. RefSeq lists its product as uncharacterized. The transcript has 3 exons. NCBI's taxonomy places the organism in Eukaryota, Metazoa, Arthropoda, Insecta, Diptera, Culicidae. The coding region runs from base 453 to 1706 and encodes 417 amino acids. The record is from RefSeq and is a predicted model, not a curated record.